Molecule: messenger RNA, 2484 nt
Organism: Sarcophilus harrisii (Tasmanian devil)
Lineage: Eukaryota; Metazoa; Chordata; Mammalia; Dasyuromorphia; Dasyuridae
Gene: BMPR1B
Product: bone morphogenetic protein receptor type 1B
Exons: 12
Coding region: 557-2161 (534 amino acids)
Biological process (GO): cellular response to growth factor stimulus; BMP signaling pathway; protein phosphorylation
Cellular component (GO): plasma membrane; signaling receptor complex
Molecular function (GO): ATP binding; transforming growth factor beta receptor activity, type I; SMAD binding
Source: RefSeq, a predicted model, not a curated record
AUGGUAUUUCCAGGCAGGCACAGGGUUGCUGAGGAGCGAGCCAAUCACCAGCUUUGUCUGAGCAGCUGAGAAGUUUGCCGUGUAUGACCAGGGUGUUCAGUAACAGACCUGAGCCCAGAGCACAGUGAGCAGAGCAGAGUCAAGCAGAGCCCAGCAAGUGUUAGGGUCAAUAUUUAUAGAUCACUGCCUUCUGGAGCCGCCUCCAGGAGAGGGCCAGGGCCAGGGCAGGCAGGCAUGGAAAGAGAAAGAGCCUUCAGUGCAGGGGAGACCGCUUGGAGUUUGAAUUUCCACUGCUGAAAAAAUUUUCUUUUUGACCAUGAGGUUCAAGCUUUCCCUGCUGAAUCAUAACACUUUCGCAUUGAGCUAUGACAAGGGAGGGGAAAAAAGCUAAAAGAGCAAGUCUGUCUUGAGUCAGAAGGCUUGCUGGCAGGAUAGCCAGCCCGAAGAUCUGACAAGAGUAGCAGCAGCAAAGGAAGAUCAGUGGAAAUCAGACAAGGCAGCCAACGGGCAGGCGGCUUAGCCUGCAAGGAAGCAGGACUCCUGCUCUUCUGCUGCAAUGGGGUGGCUGGAAGACCCAACCUGGCAGCUUCACAUUCAUUUUUCUUUGCUCGUUCUGCUGUGCAUGCACACACGGGCUAAUUUCCUUGACAAUAUGCUUUUGAGAAGUUCGGGAAAGUUGAAUGUGGACAGCAAGAAGGAAGACGGUGUGAUCACAGCCUCCACCUCUCGGCCAAAGGUCUUGCAAUGCAAAUGCCACCAUCACUGUCCUGAAGACUCUGUCAACAAUAUUUGCAGCACAGAUGGCUACUGUUUCACUAUGAUAGAAGAAGAUGAUUCUGGAAUGCCUGUGGUCACUUCAGGAUGUCUAGGAUUAGAGGGCUCAGACUUUCAGUGUCGGGACACUCCUGUUCCACACCAAAGGAGGUCAAUUGAAUGUUGCACAGAACGGAAUGAAUGCAAUAAAGACCUUCACCCUACACUGCCUCCAUUGAAAAAUCGAGAAUUUGUGGAUGGAUCCAUACACCAUAAGGCCAUAUUGAUAUCUGUGACAGUCUGUAGCUUCCUUCUGAUACUAAUAAUUCUAUUCUGUUAUUUCAGGUAUAAAAGGCAAGAAGCUAGACCUCGUUAUAGCAUCGGACUGGAACAAGAUGAGACUUACAUCCCUCCAGGGGAAUCUUUAAAAGAUUUAAUCGAACAAUCUCAGAGCUCAGGAAGUGGAUCAGGGCUCCCUCUGCUGGUCCAAAGGACUAUAGCUAAGCAGAUUCAGAUGGUCAAACAGAUUGGAAAAGGUCGCUAUGGGGAAGUUUGGAUGGGAAAGUGGCGUGGUGAAAAGGUAGCUGUGAAAGUGUUCUUUACCACUGAGGAAGCCAGCUGGUUCAGAGAGACAGAGAUAUAUCAGACAGUCUUGAUGAGGCAUGAAAAUAUUUUGGGCUUUAUUGCUGCAGAUAUCAAAGGCACUGGGUCGUGGACCCAACUAUACCUAAUCACAGACUACCAUGAGAAUGGUUCCUUGUAUGAUUAUCUGAAGUCUACUACCUUAGAUACCAAAGCAAUGUUAAAGUUGGCCUAUUCUUCAGUCAGUGGCCUGUGCCACUUACAUACAGAGAUCUUUAGUACUCAAGGGAAACCCGCAAUUGCACAUCGUGAUCUCAAAAGUAAGAAUAUCCUGGUGAAGAAAAAUGGAGCAUGCUGUAUAGCUGAUCUGGGAUUGGCAGUUAAAUUUAUUAGUGACACCAAUGAAGUAGACAUCCCAUCCAACACUCGAGUUGGCACCAAACGUUAUAUGCCACCGGAGGUGCUAGAUGAGACUUUGAAUCGGAACCACUUCCAGUCCUACAUCAUGGCAGAUAUGUACAGUUUUGGCCUUAUUCUGUGGGAAAUUGCCCGGAGAUGUGUUUCUGGUGGAAUAGUAGAAGAAUACCAACUGCCUUACCAUGAUCUGGUACCUAGUGAUCCCUCCUAUGAAGAUAUGAGGGAGAUUGUAUGCAUCAAAAAACUCCGACCAUCCUUUCCUAACAGGUGGAGUAGUGACGAGUGUCUACGGCAGAUGGGGAAACUCAUGACAGAAUGCUGGGCCCACAAUCCUGCAUCCCGACUCACAGCCCUUCGGGUUAAGAAAACACUUGCCAAAAUGUCAGAGUCACAGGACAUUAAACUCUGAUUGAAGGGAGAAAGUAAACAUCUGGAGAUAGUCAACAUAUUUUUUUUUUUCCUUUUGUUGGCAAAGAAGAAGAUGUUAAAGAUGUUUCCAUAGUAGCAAUCUGGAAUGACAUCCUGCUCCUGAGUGGGAUCAGGCCACUUGCUCUCAGGGAAAACCCUGGACAAAGAGUGACAUUGCCAAUCACAGGCUCAAAGAGCCCGUAUGCAGGAAGGGAAGACCACUUAGGUAACUGAUACAAAAAUGAUGCAUGUUGCUUUCUGUGAAAGCCUUGUAUUUGGGGAUUUUUAAAGAAAAAAUAAUUUUUUUUCAAAAUAAAACACAAU